Molecule: messenger RNA, 1728 nt
Organism: Paramormyrops kingsleyae
Lineage: Eukaryota; Metazoa; Chordata; Actinopteri; Osteoglossiformes; Mormyridae
Gene: lrrc39
Product: leucine rich repeat containing 39
Cellular component (GO): cytoplasm
Molecular function (GO): protein binding
Source: RefSeq, a predicted model, not a curated record
CAGUUUCAUAAUUUCCAGCAACAUCUUGGGUAAAAUAACAAACACAUUACAGAUGCAACAGGGCACUCGGGUGCACAUAUGGCACAAUGACGGCGUAGUAGCCGUGUGAUGCAUUUCGUGGCCCACAGACGACCUCCCGAGUGCACGUCCACUGACGCGGUGAGACACUGUCCGUUAAAGGCAAGUGAUCACAAUGCGGCCCUUUUAUCGCGCCGAACCAGAACACUGCGCUUCAGCAGACAGCUGACACUCAGGCAGACCCUCCCAUGUGACCUGCACUAUUCCCGGUCUUGCCCCUAAAAAUAGAUACACUCUGGGGUAACGCUAACAGAAUUGCGAAGGUUGGGGGGCUAGUGCAUAACAAUUCUCAGACAGAAGAGUGAUUCACGAUUCGAUCUCAGGAAAUAGCAUGAAAGAGUAGGGACCUGACUUGUGUACCACGUGAGGCUUAUGACAAUGACAGCCACAGAUGACCAUCUUGUAUCAUGAAACGGAUGAGCACGUCUAUCCUCAUCUCUCAGUUGACACACGCGUAGCCUGUUUCCGCUGUGUGUGUCCUUGUUGAACAAAGCCGGACUGUUGUCCCUCCUCUGACUGGGAGGUGCCGGAGUCACCAUGACAGGGGUGACGGUGUGUUUCGGUACGGUGAACUCCAUCAAAACCCUCUGGGAGACCAGGAUAAAAAAAUGCAGGGAGGAUCAGCAGAAGCAGCAGGAUCUGAAGGAGAGGGCAGCGGUGGGCAGGCUGGCACAUGCCUGGGAGGAUCGAAUCUCCUUGGCCAAGCUGAAGGACAAAGUGGUAACGGAGGAUGGGAGAGUGAUCUUAAGGAUAGAGAAAGAAGAAUGGAAGACCCUGCCUCCAGUGCUGGUGCAGCUCUCUCAGGUCCAGGAGUGGCAGCUGCACCGGACCAGCCUGCAGAACAUCCCACGCUUCAUCGCCAGCUUCCAGCACCUCAUCGUCCUCGACCUGUCCCGCAACGUCAUCACGGAGAUCCCCAAAGAGAUUGGUAAGAUGACCAGGUUGAGAGAGCUGCUACUGAGCUACAACCGGCUGAACUUCAUCCCCGAGGAGCUCUGCUGCUGCGAGAAUCUGGAGAAGCUGGAGCUGGCUGUCAACAGGAACCUGGACGAGCUGCCCACACAGUUGAGUAAACUGACCAAGCUGUACCACCUGGACCUCUCCAUGAACCAGUUCACCAGCAUUCCUGACAGCGUGGUGGACCUGCCAGCCCUGGAGUGGCUGGACAUGGGCGGCAACCGGCUGGAUCACCUGCCGGAGAACAUCCACAAGAUGGAGAAGCUGCACACACUGUGGCUGCAGAGGAACGAACUGGAGGUCCUGCCUGACAACAUCGGCUACAUGCACAGCCUCGAGACGCUGGUGCUGAGCAGCAACAAGCUGAGGGACAUUCCUGCCUUGAUGGAGGGCAUGAGCAACCUCAGGUUCGUGAACUUCAGAGACAACCCAUUGACACUAGACGUGUCACUUGCCAAGCAGGACGCAGCCAUGGUAGACGAGGAGGAGGAUGACCAGGAGAUGUUCGGAAAAGACUUCAUGCACGCCUACAUCAAGGAGGCUCGCAAGAGAGAGACCCAGACAAAAUACACCACAGUAUUAAACGUGACCAUCAGCCCUGGGCCUGACGCGGCACCUGCACUCUAACAUGCUGUGUGCUCCCCAUAUCUGCCAGUGCCUGUCGCUGUUUCCUGUCAGUGCUGUCCCGUCUGU